GCCCUGGUUCCGUUCCGUGCUUCCCAGACUCUCAUUCCUCUUCUCCCCUCCCCGAUCCCCCUUAUCGCCACCAUGCUGUCACUCUCGCACCCGCACCCCGCCGCGUCCACCACCGCGCCGCGCCACCAGCGGACGCCCCGCGCCGCCACUCCCGUGUGGCGCCGCCGUCGCGCCAGCCACAUCGUCGCGAGCGCCAUCCUGCUCCCCGGCGGCGGCAGCACUGGCGGCGGUGGCGGGCCCGGCGACCGGAGGCUCCCCUUCACGCCGCCCCCGAUGGCACCACCGGGCCAGCUCUACCAGCCGUUCCACCCGCCGCCGUCCCCUCUCCCGCCCAGCCUUCGCAACCUCGACCUCACCCAGCGCCUCCAGAUCCUCCGCGACCGCAUGGGCCUGUGGCACGAGUACGCGCCCCUCAUCGCCUCGCUCUCCCGUGACGGCUUCAACCCGUCCUCCAUCCAGGAGGCCACGGGCAUCUCGGGCGUCGAGCAGAACUCCCUCGUCGUCGCGUCCCAGGUCCGCGACUCGCUCCUCGACGACAAGGUUGCCGCGUUCCCGCCCGACCUGCUCCCGUACUUCGACUCCUACGGCGGACCCGACCUCCUGUACGAGCUCCGCUUCCUGAACGCGCGCCAGCGUGCCGACGCCGCCAGGCACGCCAUCGACUACAGGCUCGAACCCAAGGGCGUGCGGGAGCUGGCGCGCGCCAUGAAGGGCUUCCCGCGCUGGCGCGGGGAGGAAGGCUGGGAGGCCUUCGGGAGGGACUCCCCCGCCGACUGCCUCGCCUACGCGCGGUUCCGCCAGUCGAGGGAGGCCAUCGACGUGGAGGAGCGCAUUGCGGAGCUGGAGCGCGCGCUGCAGGUGGUGGAGACCGAGUCCGGUAGGGCGCGCGUGGAGCUCGAGCUGGAGCGCGCCAGGAAGAAGGCGGCCGGGGAGGAGGUGGUGGAGGAGGAUGACCCUGCCGCCUCGCGGCCCAACGUCACGGUGGUGCGGCUCCAGUACGGCGAAGUCGCCGAGGCGACCACCGUCUUCAUGCUGCCGGUGGUCAGGGAGACGGACGGCGUCGCGGCCAUGGAGUCGGCGCCCAGGCGGACCAAGACGGACGUGGACCUUGGCAUUGUGGAGGUGGACAAGGCGUGGGCGCGGUGGGCCGUGCUGCCCGGAUGGGGCCCCGUGGCCGAGGCAGCGGACGACGCCGUCGUCGUCGAGCUUGCGGACGGCCGGAGGCUGCCGUGGCGCACGGCCGAUGAGGAGCCGGUGCUAGUCAUUGCCAACCGGAGCAAGAAGGAGGUCGUGGAGCAGGGGAUAUACGUCCUCGAGAAGGAUGGCCGGCUUGUGGUGGAGAGGGGGAAGAAGCUGGCUGAGCAGGGCAUAGCCGCGGCAGCUGCCGAGGUGGUUAUCGUUGUCCGGCCGCCCAAGGAUGAGGACGGCAUGAUUAGCGACGAGGAGUGGGACUGAUCACUGAUCUGGAGAGGAGGUUUAUCAAGGGUUUUGCUUGGUUUUGGAGAUGCCAAUUUCUCUUUCUCCAUUGGGUGGUAAUUGGUGGUAAAGCUUUCCCCUUCUCUUCUUUACAGUCUCGAGUCGAUCGAUCGAUGAAUAAGAGCAACGAAUUGCCGCCUCAUGUUGUUUCGGUACAUGCCAUAGGAACUAUUCUCUGUAGUCCCUUAGCCUUAGCCUUGCAUUGCUGGCUAUUCUUUCCCCACAUUAUAUUUGCAAAACUACGGUCUUGUUUAGUUCAA
Sorghum bicolor (sorghum) is the source of this 1736-nucleotide messenger RNA. RefSeq names its product rubisco accumulation factor 1, chloroplastic. Gene Ontology annotation, cellular component: chloroplast. NCBI's taxonomy places the organism in Eukaryota, Viridiplantae, Streptophyta, Magnoliopsida, Poales, Poaceae. The record is from RefSeq and is a predicted model, not a curated record. The coding region runs from base 73 to 1455 and encodes 460 amino acids. The transcript has a single exon.